GUAACAGCAAAACAGAACAUAAACAACUUUUAUAAGGAAAACCCAAUUGACAGAAAAAAAAAGGAAAGCCCAUAUAAUCUUAUUUAAACGCAAAAAACAGUGCGUUUCCGACAUAGACGGUUUACCUGCAGAUAAAGAUACGAAACCCUAAGAUUUAUUAGUUUCUCCUUACAGUUUUAGAUUUACAUCGAGAGAAGGUGCAACAAGCGGCGCACGCAUACGAAUUCAAAAAAGAAGAAGAAGGACAAUGACGAUCGAUUCGAAUCAGAAAACGAGCAAGUUCCGAUGGGGAGAGAUGGACGAAGACGAAAACGACGACCUCGGUUUCCUCCUCCCUCCCAAGCAGGUGAUCGGCCCCGACGAGAACGGACUAAAGACGGUGAUCGAGUACAAGUUCAACGACCAAGGCAACAAGGUCAAGAUCACCACCAAGUCGCGCGUCCGCAAGCUAGCUUCCGCGAGGCUCAACAAACGCGCCGUGGAGCGGAGGAGCUGGCCUAAGUUCGGAGACGCCGCGAACGAGGACGCCAGUAACCAUCAUCUCACCAUGGUUUCUACCGAAGAGAUUGCCUUGGAACGACCUAGGCCUCCUGGUACCAAAGCAGAAGAAUCCAAGGGAGAUAGCUUGUCUCAGCUGAACAAUCAGAGUGCAGUCCUCAUGGUCUGCAGGAUAUGCAAGAAGAAAGGAGAUCACUGGACAUCGAAGUGCCCUUACAAGGAUCUAGCCGAACCAACCGAUGUGUUCGUGGACAAGCCACCCACUAGGGAGACAUCCGCAUCAUCAGGCAAGCCCGCUUAUGUCCCGCCUAGCAUGAGACAAGGUGCGGAUAAAAGCGCUAGUGGUUCGGACAUGAGGAGGAGGAACGAUGAGAACUCUGUUCGUGUGACCAACUUGUCUGAAGACACCCGUGAACCGGAUCUGAUGGAGCUGUUCCAUCCGUUUGGAGCUGUCACGCGUGCCUAUGUGGCGAUUGAUCAGAAAACUGGAGUGAGCAGAGGGUUUGGUUUCGUCAAUUUCGUGAGCAGAGAAGACGCUCAGAGAGCAAUCAACAAACUGAAUGGUUAUGGUUAUGAUAACCUCAUCCUCAGGGUUGAGUGGGCUACUCCAAGACCCACCCAGUAAAUCUCUUUUUUGUGGUUUUGUUUGGUUUUUAUAUCGAAUUAGAUGAGAAGAUGUGUUAUAUUUAUCUUUUUGAUACAUAGGUUUUAACUUUUAAGCAAUC
Molecule: messenger RNA, 1223 nt
Organism: Raphanus sativus (radish)
Lineage: Eukaryota; Viridiplantae; Streptophyta; Magnoliopsida; Brassicales; Brassicaceae
Exons: 2
Coding region: 248-1123 (291 amino acids)
Cellular component (GO): eukaryotic translation initiation factor 3 complex; cytoplasm
Molecular function (GO): translation initiation factor activity; RNA binding
Source: RefSeq, a predicted model, not a curated record